UCUUCGUCCUUUCCCCACGUGCUGAACUGCGCACACAACGCAUCAUUUAAGGAUAACUACCCCCGCACUGCCACAACUACGUAAAAAAAUCAUCAUGUCUGAGGCAGAAAUUAAUGACGAUCACCGUCACAUUUCACGCAUUGCGAUCAGACCCCCACCCUUCUGGAAGGGCAACCCUAACUUAUGGUUUGCUCAGUUGGAAGCACAAUUUUCGAUAAAUAACAUAACCGUCGGCGACACCAAAUUUAAAUACGUCGUUGCUGCAAUAGAGCCGGAAAUUUUAAAUUCGGUGCAGGACCUAAUCCUCAACCCGCCCGACCAGAAUAAAUUUUCCACGCUAAAGGUUCGUCUCAUCGACGUCUAUUCCGAGAGCGAGACCUCCAAAAUCAGAACUCUUCUUCAAGGGUUGGAACUGGGAGACCAACGUCCAUCCUUCCUAUUAUCACGGAUGCGCGACUUGGCCGGAAACCAUUUUAGCGAAGACCUGCUACAAUCUCUCUGGCUGUCGAGACUUCCUCAUAACGUACAGGCCAUUUUAGCCGCAUCUAAGGAAAAACGCCAACAACAGGCCGCCAUGGCCGACAAGAUAAUGGAAUUAGUCUCCCCCGCUCACAUUCAAACGGUCGANAUUAAUAAAAAAAAUUCACUUGAAUAG
Molecule: messenger RNA, 655 nt
Organism: Centruroides sculpturatus (bark scorpion)
Lineage: Eukaryota; Metazoa; Arthropoda; Arachnida; Scorpiones; Buthidae
Exons: 1
Coding region: 95-655 (186 amino acids)
Source: RefSeq, a predicted model, not a curated record